AUGUGCGACGACGAGGUUGCUGCUCUUGUGGUUGACAAUGGAUCCGGAAUGUGCAAAGCCGGAUUUGCAGGAGAUGACGCUCCUCGAGCUGUCUUCCCCUCCAUCGUCGGUCGACCACGUCACCAGGGUGUCAUGGUUGGUAUGGGACAGAAGGACUCAUACGUAGGAGACGAGGCUCAGUCCAAGAGAGGUAUCCUCACCCUGAAGUACCCCAUUGAGCACGGUAUCGUCACCAACUGGGAUGAUAUGGAGAAGAUCUGGCACCACACCUUCUACAAUGAGCUUCGUGUUGCCCCAGAAGAGCACCCCGUCCUCCUGACUGAGGCUCCUCUUAACCCCAAGGCCAACAGAGAAAAGAUGACCCAGAUUAUGUUCGAGACCUUCAACACCCCUGCCAUGUACGUCGCCAUCCAGGCUGUGCUCUCCCUGUACGCUUCUGGACGUACCACUGGUGUAGUGCUCGACUCUGGAGAUGGUGUCACCCACACCGUCCCCAUUUAUGAGGGAUAUGCCCUUCCCCACGCUAUUCUCCGUCUCGAUCUUGCCGGACGUGAUCUUACUGAUUACUUGAUGAAGAUCCUCACUGAGCGUGGUUACUCGUUCACAACCACGGCUGAGCGUGAAAUUGUCCGAGACAUCAAGGAGAAGCUCUGCUACGUCGCCCUCGACUUCGAACAAGAGAUGGCCACCGCCGCCUCAUCAUCAUCACUCGAGAAGUCCUAUGAGCUCCCUGACGGACAAGUCAUCACCGUCGGAAACGAGCGAUUCCGUUGCCCCGAGGCCAUGUUCCAGCCUUCCUUCAUUGGUAUGGAAUCUGCUGGUAUCCAUGAGAACUCAUACAACUCAAUCAUGAAGUGCGAUAUCGAUAUUCGUAAGGACUUGUACGCCAACACCGUCCUCUCCGGCGGUAGCACCAUGUACCCAGGAAUCGCUGAUCGUAUGCAGAAGGAAAUGACCGCUCUUGCCCCCAGCACCAUGAAGAUCAAGAUCAUCGCUCCCCCUGAGCGCAAAUACUCCGUCUGGAUCGGAGGAUCUAUCCUUGCCUCCCUGUCUACCUUCCAACAGAUGUGGAUCUCCAAGCAAGAAUACGACGAGUCUGGCCCAUCCAUCACUGCCAAAAUGUGCGACGACGAGGUUGCUGCCCUUGUGGUUGACAAUGGAUCCGGCAUGUGCAAGGCCGGAUUCGCAGGAGAUGACGCUCCUCGAGCCGUCUUCCCCUCCAUCGUCGGCAGACCCCGUCACCAGGGUGUCAUGGUCGGUAUGGGACAGAAGGACUCAUACGUAGGAGACGAAGCUCAGUCCAAGAGAGGUAUCCUCACCCUAAAGUACCCCAUUGAGCACGGUAUCGUAACCAACUGGGAUGAUAUGGAGAAGAUCUGGCACCACACCUUCUACAAUGAGCUUCGUGUUGCCCCAGAAGAGCACCCCGUCCUUCUGACUGAAGCCCCUCUUAACCCCAAGGCCAACAGAGAAAAGAUGACCCAGAUCAUGUUUGAGACCUUCAACACCCCUGCCAUGUAUGUCGCUAUCCAGGCUGUGCUCUCGUUGUACGCCUCCGGCCGAACAACAGGGGUAGUCCUUGACUCUGGAGAUGGAGUAACCCACACUGUCCCAAUCUAUGAGGGUUAUGCCCUUCCCCACGCAAUCCUUCGUCUUGACCUUGCCGGACGUGAUCUUACUGACUACUUGAUGAAGAUCCUCACUGAACGUGGUUACUCGUUUGUGACCACGGCUGAGCGUGAAAUUGUCCGAGACAUCAAGGAGAAGCUCUGCUACGUCGCCCUCGACUUCGAACAAGAGAUGGCUACAGCUGCUUCUUCAUCCUCCCUUGAAAAGUCCUACGAGCUUCCUGACGGACAAGUUAUCACUGUCGGAAACGAGCGAUUCCGUUGCCCCGAAGCCAUGUUCCAGCCUUCCUUCCUGGGUAUGGAAUCUGCUGGUAUCCAUGAGAACUCAUACAACUCAAUCAUGAAGUGCGAUAUCGAUAUCCGUAAGGACUUGUACGCCAACACUGUCCUCUCCGGCGGUAGCACAAUGUACCCUGGAAUCGCUGAUCGCAUGCAAAAGGAAAUGACCGCUCUCGCCCCCAGCACCAUGAAGAUCAAGAUCAUCGCUCCCCCUGAGCGCAAAUACUCCGUCUGGAUCGGAGGAUCCAUCCUUGCCUCUCUAUCCACCUUCCAACAAAUGUGGAUCUCUAAGCAAGAAUACGAUGAGUCCGGCCCCUCUAUCGUUCAUCGCAAGUGCUUCUAA
Molecule: messenger RNA, 2250 nt
Organism: Haemonchus placei
Lineage: Eukaryota; Metazoa; Nematoda; Chromadorea; Rhabditida; Trichostrongylidae
Source: the annotation of a GenBank genome assembly